UCGAUCGUGCUUAGCACUUGAUUCAAACAAAUGUCAGUCACGACAACAGACACACAGAACGAACACACACACACAUACACGCACACGUGCGCCGCUGACGUCAGCGAGCAGCAGAUGCAGCGACCUCUGGUGCCUGCCCAGCAGCAAUACACAUCGGCCUUAGCCCCUCUUUGCCUACCCCUUAACACAUCCCUAGCUUGAGCCCACCGCGAAUGUCGGUAUCCCUCUCCUCACUACCCCAAGGUGGCUGUAUGUAUGUGAUUCUGACUGAGACGCGGACUCGCCUUUGGAAGUGCCAGCGUCAAAAGCGGAGAAAGAGUUCACUCGUGCGGGUCUUCGCUCUCAGUCAUGGCUGAGUGCUGCCUGCUCUCUUCACGGCGCCUCCUGUUCGCCAGGGGACUGCGCUGCAGUUGAGACGAAGACCUGCUUGAAACUACCACACACGUGCACCACAAAGAGAGAGGUAUAGAGAGAAAGGGCUCUGAUAUGGUGUCACCUCUUUGCGUAGCGGCAUGUGUGGACGAAGCAGCCUCAGCAGCAGCAGCGAUGGAUGUGUCGCCAGGCCCUGAAAGCGGACGGGCUGAUGCACUCAAGCAGCCAACCAAUGGAGACAUACAUUUGCUCACCGUGCGGGCCGCCAGGUCCGGCGGGAUCGAUGAUCGGUUGACAUCGGGACAUACCCAAGCCAGCGGCUGCUUGCGUGUCGGCGUCCCAUCGACGUGAUGCACCCGUGCUGUAUACAUCGAUACCACAAGAAUGAGACAUGUGUCUGCAGCAAACAACCUUAUUCGCUCCCUUACGACUCGGCAGCAUCGGGAUGGAUGUCUUUCGUACUCAUCUGAACAGAUAUAUAGAAAGUACUAAAGAUGUUGCCCGUGACGAAUCAAUUCAUCUGUGCCAUUCGCUUCUCUGAAGUUUCUUACUUCGUCGAGCCUCAAUCGUGGUACAGAUGGCUGGGCGCCUUGGGAACUUGCUGCCGUCCCAGAUGAUGUCUCACCAAUGACAGGCCGAUACUGAUGUGCCGGCGAUGAUCCCUGGGAACUGACAGCGGCGCCCGUCUCACCAGGACAUUGACGUGGCUUGAAGGGCUCCUGCGAGAGCCCGCCAGUGCCUGGCAAAGAAGUGGAACAGAGAGAGAGCUUUCACUUUCUUCUCUGCCUCUCUGCUCUCUCUUUCUGUAUCCGCAUACUUGGCACCGCCUUCUUUGACUGUAGAAUGGUGCUGUGGUCCUGCUGUCGCGCCUUUCUCGCUUCUUCGAUAGCCUGGCUCGUCUGAAAGAAGUGACAUUGCUCUAAGCAUGACAAUAAAGGCACAAAGACAUCUGCACACCGAAGAGUCUCGGUCGCCCUCUGCUGCAGAAUCUGAGACAUGAGCGAUUGCAGAAUCUCUUUCAGUCGUGGUUUCCACACUUGCUAUGGGCGUACCCAAUGUCUUGUGGUCCUCACUCUUGCAUCCCAUACCAGUGGAGCGCCUUGGUGACCGGGGAGACCUGCCCAUGGUUGACAGGCCUCUCGUCAAGUUCUUGAGGGCCUUGUCCCUCUCUAGCAGUAAGGCAAUCUGCUUGUGGAACACUUCGAGCAUCCUCUGCUGCUGUCGAUUCGCCCUCUGUGCAGGAGACAUACGAAUGAACAACGAUAUGGGUACGGCCUCUAUGGACCUCGAGAGAUUUCGUAUAGAGGCUUUCGUUGCCCUCUCGACUGCAACACGAGAUCAGCGUGCACCCAGCCUACAGCAACCAAGGGGAGGGCACACGCGUUUCCACUCGUUUCGACAAGCUUACUCGUUUCGACCCCUGCUGAAUGUCGGCAUCCAUGAGGCUCAGACAAAUUUUCGCCGCAUAAAUGUCGUUGGCCGCCGCAAGUGAGCGCUCGAAAGAUGUGGAUCCCUGCAUGGCAGGAAAGAAAAAUGUCUGAGUGCAGGGUGCGGUUCGAAUGAGGGCUACAUCUUCGCUUUUCUCCGGCAAGCCGAGCCUGUAUGAAGCGAAAGAAGGUGAAACGAGGGAUAUCUCAUGUGAAGGCACGAUCUUCAUGCGGGAACACUUACCACAAGUUGAUUAGCCCCGCAUGAAAAGAGUCGGAGAGCUCCCGCAUGGGGAUACGCACCUCUACGGGAAACACACAGAAUCGAUGGACGUAUGCCUGAAGGAGCAUGGUCGUCUUUCACCCGAAAAGAGCGUGCACUCAUCGAACGCCGCAGCCGCCUCUUCAGACGGGGCAGUCCACACAGACACUGUGGCACAAGACAGAGCACUCGUGGUGCUGCGUUGUGUUUGCUGUGUCGGUACCAGUGAGGAUGCUGUUUUCCUUCAGAUGAAAUAGCACCGAACGGGUUGGGAAGGCGCGGAUCUGAAUGCAACAGUGAUGCUUGCCUGUGAACCCUCUGCGUCUUGUUCUCCCACCUUGACCGUCUUCUCGCCGUCGUCGACGACCACGAACGCCCUCUCGCCGGUCGUCACCAGCAGUGGCUGGCUGACCUGCACCACGACAGGCCUCGGGGAAGACGUGCCCUGGCCCAUAACUUGCCGCGGGAGGG
Molecule: messenger RNA, 2532 nt
Organism: Vitrella brassicaformis
Lineage: Eukaryota; Vitrellaceae
Source: the annotation of a GenBank genome assembly